Messenger RNA from Aedes albopictus (Asian tiger mosquito), 14458 nucleotides. It is a transcript of the gene rg, whose product is annotated as neurobeachin. Gene Ontology annotation, molecular function: protein kinase binding. Gene Ontology annotation, cellular component: membrane; cytosol. Gene Ontology annotation, biological process: intracellular protein localization. The record is from RefSeq and is a predicted model, not a curated record. NCBI's taxonomy places the organism in Eukaryota, Metazoa, Arthropoda, Insecta, Diptera, Culicidae. Bases 857 to 10864 code for a protein of 3335 amino acids. The transcript has 24 exons.
GAAAAAGCGAAAAUCGAUGAUUUUGCUCGCGUCGAUUCACGGCUACGGACGGGUCGGACUGCUGCGGUCUUACCUACGAUAUUUAGCGACGUCGACGGUGUCUGGAUUGAAAAUCGGAUUCAGAUUCGCGAUCGUUCAGUGAGUGAUUGUACGCCGGUAAUUGUGACUGUGGAUUUUAUCACCGGUGGUGGUUGUGGUGAUUGUGAUAAAAUUGGUGCGUUGAAAAUUUGGCUGCUCUCAAGAGGUUGCGCUGAUUGCUGGUGGUGGGUGAGCUGUGAAGAGGAGGCCCCUCGGACGGGGGCAGCAGUGCUGCCAGUUCGAUUGCCAACAGCAGAGUGUGUUUUCCUCAUGUACGGAUGACGGUGGUGAUUGGAAGAAAAUUUGCUACAAUUUCUUGUGAAUCCGGUCGUCGAAAUGGGGCCCCGUGAGAAGUGAAGAGUUUUCUUGGAGUGAAAAAGUGCUAGCGCUCCCUCUGGAGCUGGAGCUGCGCCCUCUUCAGUGAAGAAAAAUCCUCCACCGCAGGAGGAGAGAGCAGUGAUUCUGUGUGCGGCAGGGAAGUGUCUGGAAAAGGUGUUGGAUAUCCUGAUUGGGGUGGUUCCGGAGGAAAAACAAAGAGUCCUCCGGAUCUUGGAAGUUUUGGAAAAGUUCCCUGUCUGUGAAGAAAAAAAGAAACGUGUGUUUACAUAUGAGUGAGCUCUGCUCCCCAUCGGACGAAGAAUUGUGUUGAAGGAGAACGGGAGAAAGAGUGGUGCGACAGUGAGGAAGUACUAGCAGGAGCAGAAGAGUAGAUAUACAUUUCGGCUGAGGGCAAGGCAAGUGCUGGAAGGACCAGCACUGCGACUCCAGAGCAGGCAGAAUGGCGGCGGACCUUACGAGGCCGCCCUUUUGCGACAUCAAACGGCCCGAGGAGGUGGUGAAGAUGUCGAUGACGGACAAUCUCAAGUUCGCCGUCCUGAUCGGCCUGAUCGAGGUCGGUCAGGUCUCGAACCGGGAGGUGGUCAACACCGUGCUGCACCUGCUCGUCGGUGGCGAGUUCGACAUGGAGCUGAACUUCGUCGUUCAGGACGCCCAAAAUGUGAAACACAUGCUCGAACUGCUGGACCACUGUCCGGCCAAUCUGCAAGCAGAGGUGUGGAGCGUGUUCAUUGCCAUCCUCAAGAAGAGCGUCCGCAAUCUGCAGGCCUGUACGGAAAUAGGGCUGAUCGAGCAUGUGCUGGUGCGGCUGCCACGGGCCGAACCCAUUGUGGCGGAUCUGCUGAUCGAAAUGCUCGGGGUGCUGGCCAGCUAUAGCAUUACGGUGAAGGAGCUGAAGUUGCUGUUCGGUGCGAUGAAGGCCAUCAAUGGGAAGUGGCCUCGGCAUUCGGCUAAGCUGUUGAACGUGCUGAAGCAGAUGCCGCAUAGGAAUGGGCCGGAUGUGUUCUUCAGCUUUCCCGGACGGAAGGGAUCGGCUGUCGUCCUACCACCCCUGGCAAAAUGGCCUUACGAAAGCGGGUUCACCUUCACCACGUGGUUCCGGUUAGACCCGAUCAACUCGGUCAACAUUGAACGCGAGAAGCCCUAUCUGUACUGCUUCAAAACGUCCAAGGGCGUCGGCUACACGGCGCACUUCGUCGGCAACUGCCUGGUGCUGACGUCGAUGAAGGUCAAAGGCAAGGGCUUCCAGCACUGCGUCAAGUACGAGUUCCAGCCGCGCAAGUGGUACAUGAUCGCGAUCGUGUACAUCUACAACCGCUGGACCAAGAGUGAGAUCAAGUGCCUGGUGAACGGCCAGCUCGCGUCCAGCACCGAGAUGGCCUGGUUCGUGUCGACGAAUGAUCCUUUCGACAAGUGCUACAUCGGCGCGACGCCGGAACUGGACGAGGAGCGGGUAUUCUGCGGCCAGAUGGCCGCAAUCUACCUGUUCAGCGAGGCCCUGACGACGCAGCAAAUCUGCGCCAUGCACCGGUUAGGUCCCGGCUACAAGUCCCAGUUCCGGUUCGACAACGAGUGCUACCUAAAUCUGCCGGACAACCACAAGCGGGUGAGUUUCGACCCGGCCGCGAUCGGAGGUGGCGCCGGCGUCCUCGGCGGGUCAUCGUCCGCCGUGGUGUCUCCGGGCGCUGCUCUAUCGUCCCUCUCGCCGACACCGCCGGCUCCGAUCGAGUCCAACAUCCAUCGGAACUUGGUGGCCAACGCUGCCGCCAAAUCGGGCGGUGGCGCCACCGUCGCCGGCACCACUGGCAGCACUGCUGCUGCCUCCGGUGGUGGUGGUGGCGGUUCCGCUGCUGGAGCUGUCGCCGGUUCCAGCGGUUCGGUUGCCACGCUGGGCGGCAGCGGCCUUAUGCUAGACGCUUCCGGCGAACCGUUUGAUUUUGGCUCUGUCCUGUACGACGGCAAACUGUCCAGCGCCAUUGUGUUCAUGUACAAUCCGGUGGCCACCGAUGGCCAACUGUGUCUGCAAUCGGCCCCCAAGGGUAACCUUUCGUACUUUGUCCACACGCCCCAUUCUCUGAUGCUGCAGGACGUCAAAGCCGUGGUGACGCACUCGAUCCACUGUACGCUCAAUUCGAUCGGUGGAAUCCAGGUGCUGUUUCCGCUGUUUUCCCAGCUGGAUAUGCCCUACGAGGGCACCGACGUCAAGAAGGAUCCCACGCUGUGUGCAAAACUGCUUGGGUUCAUCUGUGAGCUGGUUGAAAGCUCGCAAACCGUUCAGCAGCAUAUGAUUCAGAACCGCGGCUUCCUGGUGAUCUCGUUCAUGCUGCAGCGCUCGUCCCGGGACCACCUGACGUCUGAGGUGCUCGGAUCGUUCCUCAGCCUGACCAAGUAUCUGGUCACGUGCCUGUCGGCUAACUCGGAUCUGCUGCUGAAACAGCUCUUCUGUUUCUCUUUCCUCACCUGGCAGCUGCUGGACCACGUGCUGUUCAACCCGUCGCUCUGGAUCUACACCCCGGCCACGGUUCAGGCCCGGCUCUACGCCUACCUGGCGACGGAGUUCCUCUCGGACACCCAGAUCUACAGCAACGUCCGACGGGUCAGCACCGUCCUGCAGACGGUCCACACGCUCAAGUUCUACUAUUGGGUCGUCAAUCCCCGGGCCAAGUCCGGCAUCACUCCGAAAGGCCUGGACGGUCCACGACCGGCCCAGAAAGACAUCCUAGCCAUCCGGGCUUACAUACUGCUGUUCCUGAAGCAGCUAAUCAUGAUUGGCAACGGCGUCAAGGACGACGAGCUGCAGAGCAUCCUGAACUACCUAAUGACGAUGCACGAGGACGAGAACCUGCACGACGUGCUGCAGAUGCUGAUAUCGCUCAUGUCCGAGCACCCCAGCUCGAUGGUGCCGGCGUUCGACGUCAAGCACGGCGUCCGAACCAUCUUCAAGCUGCUGGCCGCAGAGAGCCAACUGAUACGACUACAGGCGCUGAAGCUGCUCGGGUUCUUCCUGUCCCGAAGCACGCACAAACGCAAAUACGACGUGAUGUCUCCCCACAAUCUGUACACCCUGCUGGCGGAGCGACUCCUCCUCUACGAGGAAUCCCUCUCUCUGCCGACCUACAACGUCCUGUACGAGAUCAUGACCGAGCACAUCUCGCAGCAGAUACUGUACGCCAAGCACGCCGAGCCGGAAAGCCACUACCGCCUGGAAAACCCCAUGAUCCUCAAGGUGGUCGCUACCCUGAUCCGCCAGUCCAAGCAGAGCGAACAGCUACUCGAGGUCAAGAAGCUGUUCCUGUCCGACAUGACGCUCCUGUGUAAUAACAAUCGCGAGAAUCGCCGAACGGUGCUGCAGAUGAGCGUCUGGCAGGAGUGGCUCAUCGCUAUGGCAUACAUCCACCCGAAGAACUCCGAAGAGCAGAAGCUAUCGGACAUGGUGUACUCGCUGUUCCGGAUGCUGCUGCACCAUGCCAUCAAGUACGAGUACGGUGGAUGGAGAGUUUGGGUGGAUACGUUGGCGAUCGUGCACUCGAAGGUCUCGUACGAGGAGUUCAAGCUGCAGUUCGCGCAGAUGUACGAACACUACGAGAAGCACCGGACGGAUAACAUUACGGAUCCGGCGCUGAGGCAGCAGAGGCCGAUCAGCACGAUCAGCGGGUGGGAGAGGGGUGCUGGAGGUGAUCGAGGCGGUGGAGGAGACGAUGGUGGAGGGUUGGUGAAGGGUGAGGCGGUGGUGCCGGAAGCAUCGAAGAAGUGUAUCUGUGAACCGGAGGAAGCAGAGGAGGUUAAGGGUAAGGUUAGAGAAGUGAUAGAAAACGGUGAGGAGGAAGAGGAGGAGGAGGAGGAUGAAGAAGAGGAAGAGGAGGAACUGGAGGAGGAACAAGGCGAGGAAGAGAUGGAGGAGGAAGAGGAAGAUCUGUCACAAAGCGAACUGAAGAAGGCUUUGGAGAUCGGAUCGCUGAAGGACAGUCAGAACGUGUCGAAGCAAGUUGUGGAGAACAUUGUAGAGGAGAUCAUCAGCAAGUCGGAGAGUAUGCUGAAGGAAACGGAGGAGCUGCAAGAGGCCAAUGUCGAACAAACGACGUCGUCUCCCGUGAUCAAGGACGAGGAAAUCGAACUAGCUGUGAACGAGGUAGUACAGGGAGUGCUGUCACUCAAGACGUCCAGUGCAACGACGGCUGGAAGUACCGGUGAGGACGCGUUGAACAACAACGGAAGCAGCGACACUGACGAUGUCAUGCAGAAGACUGAUAGCAUAGCAGCAAGUGCAAUAACUAGUGGUAAUAGCAACAAUUUAAACAAUAAUAAUCUAAGUAGCAAUAGUGGUGGAGAAAGCCAGGAAGAACCAAUCGAAGAACAGGUUGAAGCCAUGGUAUCCAGCAUUGUGAAUGAAAUCGUAGACAACAGCCUCAAAGCGAUCGACAGCACAUCAGAUGCCAAUGAUAACGACCUUCCAGCGGAACCUCUCGCCAUGGAUCAGAGCGAAAUCGAAGCGCAGGUCAAGGAAGUGGUCGACUCGAUCAUCACCGAUGCGGUUCUGAAGGCCGAACAGAUUUCAACUCCGGAACCGGAUCAGGAUCUGGAACAGAUGAGUACCGAUUCUAGUCCGGAGAAGCUCGGUACUCUUUCGGCGGAAAUUUCCAAGAACGAAAUCCGUGCUGAAAUCAAGGAAGAACUGGAAGACGAAGAUCCACAGGAAGACGAUGAAGAGGACGAGGACAGCGAAGUUCCGGACACUCCGGUAACCGUAGCAACCGUGAUAAUGAAGGACGCAGUCACCCAGAGUCAUCCGGCAGCUGUGCCGACGGUUGCCACCAAGAACUCUCCGGUGUACUACGAUACUCCAACAGGGGCGGGCAGUUCUACCGGUUCCAGCAAACAGCAACGCUCGAAAUCCACCUCAAACCGUCCAAUGUUCUCGCCGGGACCUACCCGGCCUCCCUUCCGGAUUCCCGAGUUCAAGUGGUCCUACAUCCACCAGCGACUGCUGUCGGAUGUUCUGUUCUCGCUGGAGACCGACAUCCAGGUGUGGCGUUCGCACUCCACCAAGAGCGUUCUGGACUUCGUCAAUUCGGCGGAGAAUGCCAUCUUCGUGGUGAACACCGUGCAUCUGAUCUCGCAGCUUGCCGACAAUCUGAUCAUUGCGUGCGGAGGACUGCUGCCGCUCCUCGCCAGUGCCACUUCCCCUAAUUCCGAACUGGACGUCCUGGAGCCAACCCAAGGCAUGCCACUGGACGUGGCCGUGUCGUUCCUGCAGCGGCUGGUCAACAUGGCCGACGUGCUGAUCUUCGCCAGCAGCCUCAACUUCGGCGAACUGGAAGCCGAGAAGAACAUGUCCAGCGGUGGAAUCCUCCGGCAGUGCCUCCGGUUGGUGUGUACCUGCGCCGUCCGGAAUUGCCUCGAGUGCAAAGAACGGACCCGCGGUCUCUACAACGGAAUGUCCCUGAAGGACAUUCCCGGAGGGGCACACCUACAGGCACUGAUUCGCGGUGCGCAGACCACCUCCAAGACAAUCAUCGAAUCGCUGUCCGGGCCGAUGAGCCCGGUCAAGGACCCGGAGAAGCUGCUGCAGGACAUGGACAUCAACCGGCUGCGGGCGGUCAUCUACCGGGACGUGAAACGUCUGUUCCAGGAGGAGACCAAGCAGGCCCAGUUCCUCUCGCUGGCCAUCGUCUACUUCAUCUCGGUGCUGAUGGUUUCGAAGUACCGGGACAUUCUGGAACCGCCCCCGGAGCUGCAGAUCCACCGGAACUCCUCGCCGGUGAUGCAACGCCAAACGCCCACCCAAGACUCCAGCAAUCGUCCACUGUUCCCGCAAUGGUCGCACCACGUCUAUCCACAGUUCCUACCGGGUUCGCAUCCUAGCCACCAAUCGACGGCGAUGGCCACCGGGGCCGCUGCUUCCUCGUCAUCAUCUUCGUCGCUGAUGGCCAGCGCAACGGCUGCCGCUGCCGCCGCCCAAGCCGGUCCGCAACUGAUGAGCUCCUCCUCUUUGGCAGUGCACGGAGGAUCGAUUCCGCCGAACGCGGCCAACCUGCAGAUGAUGCACCACGGUAGUAACAAUACCAUCACUUCGUCGUCCUCGCAGACGACCUCUUCGUCGUCUUCGUCUUCGAUCGGUCUAAUGAACGGAACCAGCAGCAGCAACAACAACAACAACAACAAUGGCGGCCUGUCAGGUCCGACACUGAACGGACCCAUGGGUCCGAUGGUUGCCUACAAUGGUAACGGUAACAGCAAUGGUUACCCUAGCGAUAUGGUGGGUUGCUAUAGCGCCGUUACGGGCCAUCAUCAUCAUCAGCAACAGAUGGCGCAACAUAACCUCACCAAUAACAAUUCGCUGACGACGCUCAACUCGGGCUCGUACGGUCAGUCCCAUCUGCGUGGUCGGACCGGGGGACUCAACAACGGCCUCAUCGGGCACGGUCCGCUCGGAAGCGGAAAACUAGGGAAAGGACUCAAUAACGGUGAUAACCAUAUCUAUCAUUGUAACGGUAUGACAGGAAACCGCUCGCUUCAAGAUGGCGACUACGAAGUGAUUGUAGUGGACGAGAACAAUUCCUCCGUGAUAGCGGACAACGAUUCGCACUCGAGUGGGCCCCUCUCGAUCAAGGCCGCAACCUCCCGGCGGGCAUCAUCGGUCUAUGGGUCUCCGACAUCGCCCAAAAGUGACCACCAUGGUCACGACAAUGGUAACAGCAACAACACCCCCACUAACACCAGGUAUCCGGCAACUACCACUACAAUCACUACCACUAGCAUUAGUACGAUCGCCGAUCAACCUCUUUCGCCGGCGAAAACUCCUUCGAAACAGCAGCACGGCCAACCCAGCAAGAGCGUCGAUUCGGAUGCCGCCUCGCUCAACCUGAACUCCACGGAGAAUGACGCACCGGAGGUGGAAACCUCCAGCGAGAUCAUGGCCGACGACAACAAGCCGACCAACUCCAACGACGAGAGCUGGACCGACGUCAACCUGAACGACGAAGGUCCCACCGAUAGUACGAUCGUUCCCCCUGGUGCCAAGUCGCUGAUGCGAGGUGCCGACGUUUCCGGUCAAACCAACUCCGCCGGACAGCUGUCCGGUAUGGGACCGGGCGAUCACUCGAACAAACUGGAAUCGGACAUUUCGGUGGUUCGUGUCCCGGAUAAUUACCAAUCGUCCGCGGCGGCAGCACGUGGACGUCCCGAGGAUCUGAACCUGAAGGCUCCCUUCGUCGGGCAGAUCCCGAUGGCGAUCCCUUCGAGGGAAGCCAGUUUAACCCAGAAGUUGGAAAUCGCACUAGGUCCGGUUUGCCCGUUGCUGCGUGAAAUAAUGGUAGACUUUGCCCCGUUCUUGUCCAAGACCCUGGUCGGGUCGCACGGUCAGGAACUGCUCAUGGAAGGCAAAGGAUUGACCACGUUUAAGAAUAGUCACUCGGUCGUUGAGCUGGUUAUGUUGUUGUGUUCGCAAGAGUGGCAGAACAGUUUGCAGAAACAUGCCGGGCUGGCGUUCAUCGAGCUGAUCAACGAAGGUCGACUGUUGUCGCACGCGAUGAAGGAUCACAUCGUCCGGGUCGCCAACGAAGCGGAGUUCAUCCUCAACCGAAUGCGUGCCGACGAUGUGCUGAAGCAUGCGGACUUUGAGUCGCAGUGCGCUCAGACGCUGCUGGAACGCCGCGAAGAAGAGCGGAUGUGCGAUCACUUGAUCACGGCUGCCCGAAGGCGGGACAACGUGAUCGCUAGCCGGCUGCUGGAGAAGGUCAGGAACAUUAUGGGUAACCGGCAUGGAGCGUGGGGUGAUAGCAGUGGAGCCUAUCAGAAGCAGAUCUUCUGGAAAUUGGACGCUUGGGAGGACGAUGCCCGGCGAAGGAAACGAAUGGUUCAGAAUCCCAGAGGGUCUAGCCAUCCCCAGGCUACCCUCAAAGCGUCUCUGGAGAAUGGUGGAGGUGAAGAAGGCCGAGAAGCAACGCGGGAGGAAAUCUACUCGCAGAUUGCGGUGCCACGAUCGCAACAACCCGACCUGCUGGACGAUUCCGAGCUGCUGAUCGAAGAUCGUGAACUUGAUCUGGAUCUUACCGGCCCGGUUAACAUAAGCACCAAGGCGAAACUUAUUGCGCCCGGUUUGGUGGCACCCGGAACGAUGUCAAUUACCUCGACGGAGAUGUACUUUGAAGUGGACGAGGAAAAUCCCGAAUUCCAGUGCAUUGACCAGGAGGUCUUGAAAUACUGUGAUCAUCUACACGGCAAGUGGUACUUCUCUGAAAUCCGGGCGAUCUUCUCCCGUCGGUAUCUGCUGCAGAACGUGGCGCUGGAGAUUUUCCUGGCCAGCAGGACUUCGAUCCUGUUCGCGUUCCCCGAUCAACACACGGUGAAGAAGGUGAUCAAGGCUCUGCCGCGAGUUGGCGUCGGUAUCAAGUACGGCAUUCCGCAGACUCGUCGUGCCUCGAUGAUGUCUCCGCGGCAGUUGAUGCGCAACUCCAACAUGACCCAGAAGUGGCAGCGCCGCGAAAUUUCCAACUUUGAGUAUCUAAUGUUCCUGAACACGAUCGCCGGUCGAACCUACAACGACCUCAACCAGUACCCGGUGUUUCCUUGGGUGCUCACCAACUACGAAUCUCGGGAACUGGAUCUCAGCCAACCAUCCAACUACCGAGAUCUGUCUAAACCGAUCGGAGCACUUAAUCCUUCCCGACGUGAAUACUUCGAGGAGCGAUACGAGAGCUGGGACACCCCAGGAAUCCCUCCGUUCCACUACGGCACCCACUAUUCCACUUCGGCGUUUGUGUUGAAUUGGUUGAUCCGGAUGGAACCGUUCACAACCAUGUUCCUAGCGUUGCAGGGCGGAAAAUUCGAUCAUCCCGAUCGACUGUUCUCCUCUAUCGCCCUUUCGUGGAAAAAUUGCCAACGUGACACCUCGGACGUCAAAGAGCUGAUUCCCGAAUGGUACUUCCUACCGGAGAUGUUCUACAACUCGUCGGACUACCGACUGGGACAAAGGGAAGACGGUAACCUAGUCAGCGACAUCGAACUACCCCCCUGGGCCAAAACUCCAGAAGAGUUCGUCCGCAUCAACCGGAUGGCUCUGGAGUCCGAAUUCGUUUCCUGUCAAUUACACCAAUGGAUCGACCUGAUCUUCGGCUACAAGCAACGCGGACCGGAAGCGAUGCGUGCCACCAACGUAUUCUACUAUCUAACCUACGAAGGCAGCGUCGAUCUGGACACGAUCACCGACCCGGUUACACGCGAAGCCAUCGAAAACCAGAUCAAGAACUUCGGUCAAACCCCGAGCCUUCUGCUGAUGGAACCACAUCCUCCGAGAAGUUCAGCUAUGCACCUGUCGCCGAUGAUGUUCAACACGAUGCCCGAUGACGUGUGCAUGUCGCUGAAGUUCCACCUGAACUCACCGAUCAUCCACAUCUCGGCCAACACGUACCCACAACUGCCACUGCCUUCGGUUGUGACCGUCACGGCUGGUCACCAAUUCGCAGUCAACCGCUGGAACUGUCAGUACACCGCCAGCAUCCAGAGUCCAAGCUAUGCCGAAUCGUCACAGAAUGUCAACACCAAUCUGCCGCUGACGAUGGAUCCGCUGCUUUCUCAAAUCAACGGUCACAACAACAGCCAGCAGCAGAACCGGCGCCACCUCGGCGACAACUUCAGCCAAAAGCUGCGCAUCAAAUCGAACUGCUACGUCACUACGGUGGACAGCCGGUUUCUGAUUGCGUGCGGCUUCUGGGACAAUAGCUUCCGGGUGUUCUCCACGGAAACGGCCAAGAUCGUGCAGAUCAUCUUCGGCCACUUCGACGUGGUGACGUGCCUGUCGCGGUCCGAGUGCAACAUCACCUCCGACUGUUACAUUGCGUCCGGAUCGGCCGACUGUACCAUACUGCUGUGGCAUUGGAACGCCCGAACGCAGAGCAUUGUUGGGGAGGGAGAGAUCCCGACACCUCGGGCAACGUUGACCGGUCACGAGACUUCAGUUACAUCGGUUGUGAUCAGCGCAGAGUUAGGACUAGUGGUUUCCGGAUCGAUAAACGGACCGGUCCUAGUCCACACAACGUUCGGUGACCUUCUGCGUUCCCUAGAAGCUCCAACUCACUUCAUCUCGCCGGAGAACAUCACCCUCUCGCGGGAAGGUUUCAUCGUCGUAAACUACGACGAAGGAAACGUGGCCGCGUACACGAUCAACGGCAAGCUGCUGCGGCACGAAUCCCACAACGACAAUCUACAGUGCAUGCUCCUUUCGAGGGACGGAGAAUAUCUGAUGACCGCCGGAAACAAAGGAAUCGUCGAGGUUUGGCGGACGUUCAAUCUGGCACCACUGUACGCCUUCCCGGCGUGUAACAGCGGAAUCAGGUCGCUGGCGUUGACGCACGAUCAGAAGUACCUCCUGGCGGGGCUGGCCACCGGUUCCAUCAUCGUGUUCCACAUCGACUUCAACCGUUGGCACCACGAGUACCAGCAGCGCUACUGAAACUCGUCCCUUCGGUACGUCUCGAUCACGAGCCAGGGCGAAGCCGAACUGCAAUACCAGCAACACGGCGGAAAAACUGGCAACACUACCACCAACAACACUACAACAGACAGCAGCAGCGAUCGGGACUCACUGGUUGUCGUGUUCUAAUGGGAGAACGGGAUGGUCGCGCACGUGAGUAGUGUAAAAGAGAGGCCAAAAUAAUGAUAUAGAUGGGCAGUUGUUACUUAUUUUAAUAAAGAGUAUGACGAAAAGGGGAGAGGGCGUAACGCUAAAAGCUGAAGCGUGCGAGUAGCAUAGAUUUAGGGAAGAAAAGCUUUUAACGGUUCAAAUAGCGGGCUUGAAAACAUGAGAAAUGCAAAGCAGAAAUUCUUGAAAAACACGUUUAGACUCCUUUUAGAUCGUAAGCAGAGUUCUAUCGCACCGAAAGGGAUGCAAAACAAGCCGAAAGUUGAAGAACAAUGCCAAAUUUGAUGUAUUCACCACAACCACAUAAACAGACAGACACACAGUCUUUUAAUCACACACAGCAAUCGGAUAGGACGACGAUUCAAGCGAAACAAGGAAGCAGCUUUUAUCAAUACGAAACCAAAACAAACGCGCGCACGAAGGGGUGCGCAUCGUAUGCCAAAUGUAAAAUAAAUUCCAACUAAAACCCAGAGAAGACAAUUUUAAAAACAAUAUGCGGAAGAAACCGACCCCGAAGAAGGAGAUGGGGACGUGGCAGAGGGAAGAAACGUCGGUAGCAGAUUUUACGAUCUCGCGAGAGGCGAGACGCAAAAUGGUUCUUCUGAGGUUAUCCGUCCGCAAAUAUUUACAUAUAAACCUUAAACACGAAAGUAAAAACCGUAAAUCUAGCAGCACUGAACAACCGCAACAGCAGCACUUUUUAAAUGCCACUUCUGAAACGCUAGUUUUUUCAGCAUUAUCCAACUGCGGCAGUGUGAGGAACAGAGACAGAGAGCGACGCUGCAGGUGGACACACUGUCAAUACUUAGUAUACAUAGUAGAGUGGAGGAACAGUUCUAAGAAACAUAAUUAACAUGUAAAACUAUUCACGUGCCAAGCAUUUUUUGAAAAAAUCCUGCCCAGAUUUACCGUUAAACAAGAGAAUGAACACCGUAAAAUGUAACUUGAAACAACUGCAAUUACAGCUGAAACAGCAAUGUGCAACAACAGCAGACUAGCGAGCUUCAAGCUUACCGUUCGUUUAAUUGGCAAAACUGCAAACGUAAUGGACGGAACAACUGGCAACACUGGAAACCAAUAAAUGUGUGUGAAAGUAACCCCCAUAAAGAGACAGAAAGACAGAGAGUGCGUCGUAAAUUUCCGUCCAAAUCUAGCUUGCUUUUUGUUGGUAAGAGUAACACAGACAAGCACACGCGCACCACCGCACACACACAGACAUAUGCUUGAAUGUAUGUGUAAACUUUCGUCAAUCACACCGAUAAUAACACGAACACCGCAAGCGUUUGUUUGUAUACUUAAACUUUUUUUUACCAUGGAAACGUCAACGAGAAAAGACAAGGCGGAAGAGACGACAAAGCCAGCGAUGGAAUCCAAGCGCGUUUCGACGAACGCUUGACCGACUUUUUCAUCGCUAUCGGAUCUAAACUUCAUCAAGAAAGAUGUCAGCUUCUGAGAAAUUACCCGAGUACUUAACGAAAGACCCUUAUCCCUUAAAGACUAGUCGUAAUUCACGCUAACGUAUUAACGGCAAACAGAUUUCGUCCAAAAUUUUCAGCAUUUUUCUUAAGGUGUAAACAUUCCUGUUAUUUACUUCAAAAAAACAUGUUUGCUCAUUCCAAUUCCCCUCCUAGCGAUGCAAUUACGAGUGAAAAACGAUAGAUCUAGACUGAAAUGUGAGAAAAAACGCGCAGAUGUGGAAUGCUUCUGACGAGGAACCAUUCCAUUGUUGUUGAUAGUGAGAAACAUGAUGGCGAAAUUUUACGUUUCGUUUGGAAAACCAGUACUUAAAUUAGUAGUCAUCGAUGCGUGUGCGUGUACUUAAGUCGCACGAUUUUAGUCCCUAAGUUGGUGUUGGUAUAGCUUUUAUUCCUUAUUAGAUUAGAAUGGCCGAGAAACAAAAAACAAAAUGGCGGAUGGAUUUUUUGAUGUGACACUCUAGCUAGAUUAUUGAAAGGCGCGCAUAAGUGCAUUCCCAGUUCACGCUUUAUUAUUGAUUUAGUUGGUUCUUCGCUACUUCAUCUCACCGCCGCCACAGAACGCAAUGCUAGUUUGUAGAACUUAAGCAUAAAAUUUUGCACCGCGCUGCUAGCACAGGCAAGUAGUAGUUAAUGAUGAUACUUUUGAAAAAAUAAACUAGUUAAAACUUAGAAUCUUAGCAGAUAAAAAAACUACGAGAUAGCUACUUUACCCCCCAUUCCCCCACAAGUUGUUUAAUGAGAACAUAAGCAAAAAAACUGCGUAUAAUUUUAUCGACUAUCAUAAAUAAAAUGUGUUUUAAACAAAACAAAACAAAAGUCUAGUUGAGCGUUUUGGAUAACUUAAACAAAAAAACAAACGCUUCAUUAGAACAAACGCUUCAAUUAAGGGUAAUCCAAACGCGCGAUGUUUUCAAUAAACAAAAAAUAACAGUUUUAUAACGAACGUCAGUUUAAAGUAUCCUCCCCGCCCAGCAAAUCACCUUGUGCAAACUGGAAAAAGAAAUCUUCACCUUAAUUUUAAACUAACGCUAAGCAAACAGAAAAAAAACCAGUUACAUCAACAAAGCAAAGAACAACAGCCAGUCUUAGUCUUGUGAAUUAUUAUUCUAUAGCAUAGUAAACAGAGUAACAAUGUUGACCGCAAACUUGUGAAAAAUCUAACGCUAAUGAUAGUGAAGUAAAGACACACACCGAGCAUUUACAUAAGCAAAGAAGAAAACAACGUGAAAGUUCGCAUACAGACAGACAGACAGACGCAAAUGGUAGGUACGCAGCAAACAGCAGUUCUAAAGCAAAGUGAAUAACAUACAUACACCUUUAAAUUUAAUAAAACAAAUAGGACUAAACUAAGAGCAAAAGGUAAUAAGAAUAUAUUUUGUGACACACAUUAUUGAUAUACGCAAGAAGAACAACAACUCAACAACAAGAAAAACACACACAAACAUAAGUCUAUUCAGAUCGGAGGAAAGUAACCUAGAAAGAGGAGAAGCCAUACAUAGAACACAGUCGUCACUAACACGCGGAUGGUAGAUAAAUAGCAUACCGUACACAAACACACCUACCUACACACAUAAGCACGGUGUAAGCAAGUGAAGAAAACCCAGAUAAAAAACAUGAAGACAUAUUGGAUAUUGCAUUUGAACUAAGUGGUAAGUAUUGAGCAGGUACUUAAUGGAGGUAAUACUUAAGCGAUAACAAAAACAAAAACAACAAAAGAAAAAUAAAAGUUUAAACGGUUAAAAAGAAGCUGCAAAACGUCGCAAAUGCCACAGAACAAAAUCUAAUUAUGAAAAGAAAAAUCAACUAGUGAAGCAGAUACACACAAACACAGAAAGACACUGAUACAGACACGGGAGGGGAGAAAAUCAAAGAAGCAUUGUUACUAAGCCCAAUUUAUUGUACAAUAAAUUAACUAAAAUUAAUCGAG